Protopterus annectens (West African lungfish) is the source of this 3147-nucleotide messenger RNA. RefSeq lists its product as uncharacterized. The record is from RefSeq and is a predicted model, not a curated record. The coding region runs from base 1 to 3147 and encodes 1048 amino acids. NCBI's taxonomy places the organism in Eukaryota, Metazoa, Chordata, Ceratodontiformes, Protopteridae. The transcript has a single exon.
AUGAACACUGAUGCUGUCCUCAUAGGGAGUGCAGCAAUGGACACUGGUGCAGUUCACACAGGGAGCAGGACCAUGGGCACUGGUGCAGUUCACAUAGGGAGCAGAAUGAUGGGUACUGGUGCAGUUCACACAAGGAGUGGGGUGAUGGGCACUGGUGCAGUUCACACAGGGAGCAGAACGAUGGGCACUGGUGCAGUUCACACAGGGAGUGGGGUGAUGGGCACUGGUGCAGUUCACACAAGGAGCAGAACGAUGGGUACUGGUGCAGUUCACAAAGGGAGCGGGUCAUUGGGCACUGGUGCAGUUCACACAAGGAGCAGAACGAUGGGCACUGGUGCAGUUCACACAGGGAGCGGGGUGAUAGGCACUGGUGCUGUUCACACAGGGAGCAGAAUGAUGGGCACUGGUGCAGUUCACACAGGGAGGAGAACGAUGGGCACUGGUGCAGUUCACACAGAGAGUGGGUCAAUGGGCACUGGUGCAGCUCACACAGGGAGCAGAACGAUGGGCACUGGUGCAGUUCACACAAAGAGCGGGUCGAUGGGCACUGGAGCAGUUCACACAGGGAGCAGAAUGAUGGGCACUGGUGCAGUUCACACAGGGAGUGGGGUGAUGCACACUGGUGCAGUUCACACAAGGAACAGAACGAUAGGCACUGGUGCAGUUCACACAGGGAGUGGGGUGAUGGGCACUGGUGCAGUUCACACAGGGAGCAGAACGAUGGGCACUGGUGCAGUUCACACAGGGAGCGGGGUGAUAGGCACUGGUGCUGUUCACACAGGGAGCAGAAUGAUGGGCUCUGGUGCAGUUCACACAGGGAGCAGAACGAUGGGCACUGGUACAGUUCACACAGGGAGCAGAACGAUGGGUACUGGUGCAGUUCACACAGGGAGUGGGGUGAUGGGCACUGGUGCAGUUCACACAGGGAGUAGAACGAUGGGCACUGGUGCAGUUCACACAGGGAGCAGAACGAUGGGCACUGGUGCAUUUCACACAGGGAGUGGGGUGAUGGGCACUGGUACAGUUCACACAAGGAGCAGAACGAUGGGCACUGGUGCAGUUCACAAAGGGAGCGGGUCAUUGGGCACUGGUGCAGUUCACACAAGGAGCAGAACGAUGGGCACUGCUGCAGUUCACAAGGGGAGUGGGUCAUUGGGCACUGGUGCAGUUCACACAAGGAGCAGAACGAUGGGCACUGGUGCAGUUCACACAGGGAGGAGAAUAAUGGGCACUGGUGCAGUUCACACAGGGAGGAGAAUGAUGGGCACUGGUGCAGUUCACACAGGGAGCAGAACGAUGGGCACUGGUGCAGUUCACACAGGGAGUGGGGUGAUGGGCACUGGUGCAGUUCACACAGGGAGUGGGGUGAUGGGCACUGGUGCAGUUCACACAGGGAGUGGGGUAAUGGGCACUGGUGCAGUUCACACAAGGAGCAGAACGAUGGGCACUGGUGCAGUUCACAAAAGGAGCGGGUCAUUGGGCACUGGUGCAGUACACACAAGGAGCAGAAUGAUGGGCACUGGUGUAGUUCACACAGGGAGGAGAAUGAUGGGCACUGGUGCAGUUCAUACAGGGAGCAGAACGAUGGGCACUGGUGCAGUUCACACAGGGAGUGGGGUGAUGGGCACUGGUGCAGUUCACACAGGGAGCAGAACGAUGGGCACUGGUGCAGUUCACACAGGGAGCGGGGUGAUGGGCACUGGUGCUGUUCACACAGGGAGCAGAAUGAUGGACACUGGUGCAGUUCACACAGGGAGCAGAAUGAUGGGCACUGGUGCAGUUCACACAGGGAGUGGGGUGAUGGGCACUGGUGCAGUUCACUCAGGGAGUAGACUGAUGGGCACUGGUGCAGUUCACACAGGGAGCAGAACAAUGGGCACUGGUGCAGUUCACACAGGGAGUGGGAUGAUGGGCACUGGUGCAGUUCACACAAGGAGCAGAAUGAUGGGCACUGGUGCAGUUCACACAGGGAGUGGUUCGAAGGGCACUGGUGCAGUUCACACAAGGAGCAGAACGAUGGGCACUGGUGCAGUUCACACAGGGAGCAGAACGAUGGGCACUGGUGCAGUUCACACAGGGAGCAGAACGAUGGGCACUGGUGCAGUUCACACAGGGAGCAGAAUGAUGGGCACUGGUGCAGUUCACACAGGGAGCAGAACGAUGGGCACUGGUGCAGUUCACACAGGGAGUGGGGUGAUGGGCACUGGUGCAGUUCACACAGGGAGCAGAAUGAUGGGCACUGGUGCAGUUCACACAGGGAGUGGGGUGAUGGGCACUGGUGCAGUUCACACAGGGAGCAGAAUGAUGGGCACUGGUGCAGUUCACACAAGGAGCAGAACGAUGGGCACUGGUGCAGUUCACACAAGGAGCAGAAUGAUGGGCACUGGUGCAGUUCACACAAGGAGCAGAACGAUGGGCACUGGUGCAGUUCACACAAGGAGCGGGUCGAUGGGCACUGGUGCAGUUCACACAGGGAGCAGAAUGAUGGGCACUGGUGCAGUUCACACAGAGAGUGGGUCAAUGGGCACUGGUGCAGCUCACACAGGGAGCAGAACGAUGGGCACUGGUGCAGUUCACACAAAGAGCGGGUCGAUGGGCACUGGUGCAGUUCACACAGGGAGCAGAAUGAUGGGCACUGGUGCAGUUCACACAGGGAGUGGGGUGAUGCACACUGGUGCAGUUCACACAAGGAACAGAACGAUAGGCACUGGUGCAGUUCACACAGGGAGUGGGGUGAUGGGCACUAGUGCAGUUCACACAGGGAGCGGGGUGAUGGGCACUGGUGCAGUUCACACAGGGAUUAGAACGAUGGACACUGGUGCAGUUCACACAGGGAGCAGAACGAUUGGCACUGGUGCAGUUCACACAGAGAGUGGCUCGAUGGGCACUGGUGCAGUUCACACAGGGGGCAGAACGAUGGACACUGGUGCAGUUCACACAAGGAGCAGGUCGAUGGGCACUGGUGCAGUUCACACAGGGAGCAGAACGAUGGGCACUGGUGCAGUUCACACAGGGAGCAGAACGAUGGGCACUGGUGCAGUUCACACAGGGAGUGGGGUGAUGGGCACUGAUUCAGUUCACACAGGGAGAGGGGUGAUGGGCACUGGUGCAGUUCACGCAGGGAAGGUGGAAUAUUUUUACCACUGA